AUGGAGUACAAUUGUGUGGUUGCCGGUGAUGCCGCUGGCGGAGUGGAUGGUUUAGUGUAUUUGCUGGCUGAUGCUCCACCUUCCCAGGUGCAAAGAGCCCAACAAAAACAAGAAGAAGAACAACAGCACCAGUUGUUAUUGAAAUCAUUAUUGUCGACACUUCCAGCAACAGGUUCUGUUCCGCCGCGACGGGUAUUAGAACUGCCGCACCCCUCACUGCCGGAGUUAAAAAUCCGCGUUGUUCUGCAGGCAGCGUAUGCGCCAUCCGACAUGAUGAGAGAAGAAGAGGCACCGACGGUGGUGGUGUUUGUAUUCCUUAUGUCUUCUGUGGAUUUUAUGCAGAGCAUACAGGCGGAGUGGGCACCGAAGCUGGGGAAAAUAAAUCGCGCUCCAACUGUGAUCCUUGUUGGGGUGACGCAUGUUGAUAAGAGCGGUGCCGCCAUGAGAAUUCAACCGGGUGAGAUUGCACUUGUUGCGAAGGUGUUGCAAGCAAAGGCUUUUUUUUUGGUGGACGGGAGCAGCAGUGAGCCCAAUAUUUGUAUCACUCAGAUAACGGAAAUUAGGGAUGCAAUUGCCCGUGCGUGCAUUGGUGAGUUUUGUGAGCUGGGCCAUGUAACGGAAGCGAAUAUUUAUGAGCGUCAAAAGUACAGUUCUUUUGUUUCACCUUUACGUUCCCCUCUUGAGUCUUCUUCAUUGCACAAAGUUUACGAUUCAUCCAUUGCUUCGCCGAUAAGUGGUCGGAGUGGCGGUCAUGCAGCGGGGGCUCACGGUGCCGUCUGGGGAUUUAAACGACAUCCGCGAACGGGUCGUAUUUUUUAUGUGAAUCGCAUGACGAAAAAGUCGCAGUACAAGCGUCCACCGGGUUAUGACGGUGAGGAGCCUGAGUUGACACUGGAGGAACGCGUGGAGGCGGAGCGCGAACGACAGGAGAAGCUGCAGCGGGAAGCUGAUCUGCGGCGAGAGCACGAAGAAAUUGCGCGAUUCAACGCCAAGAUGGAGGAAAACCAGCAGCGCGUGAAGGUUCUCCAGUCCGGUGUUCGGCAGCUGGAAACUGCGGUCGAGCGGCUGCGAAUGCAGGCGGGGGCCUUGGCUUUUAAGCGCGAGAGCAAUAAGGCGAGCCGCGAGCAUGUGGCAACGUUGCGGGCAGAGGUGUCGGCGAAGGAACAGGGCUUCCUGCAGGAGUCUUUCCAACUCCACUCGAGGCAUGAAGAGCAGAUAGCAUUAGUGCAACAGGCCUUGAAGGAAGCAGAGGAGGAGGGGGAGGAGGAAAAGGAUGAAAAGGGAAGUGCAAGGCAUGAGAACGAAGGGAUGAAUUACUCCGUCUUUGCUUCACCACGGCGAUGUAAAACCAUGCGAGCAAUACACACGAUACAAGCUGAGAUGCAGUCCACCGUUGAUAGCACUCGGGUGAUCAUUUCAGCGUUGCGUGGGCUACUCGAGAAGAGCGUCAAGCAACGCGAACGCAAUGUCAUUGUGCAUGCGGAGUUGUCAUCCGCUUUGAGGUUAACGGAGACACUCAUGCAACGCACGUCGGCCGUCGAAGCGGAGGGACGACGCGUUCGUGCCGCGUUGAUGACCGAACGGGCAUCCAUGGAGACUGAGGAAAACGUUCUCCAACCACUUUUGGCGGCGAAGGAGGCGAGGCUGCAAAGAGAUCGAACGCGCCGUCAGUCGUCGGAGGUCGAUGGGUUAAAUGAGAUGAUGAUGAUGGAUGAGGUACACCUACUGGAGGAGAAAAUUGCGGCAGUAAAGGAGAGUUUAAGACCUCUGAAAGGGGCAACGUCGGUGGCGGACACCCAUGAACUUGCGUAUUUACAUCGUACUCGCAACAUACGGGCGUGCGUUACUGCGUUUUCUAAAUGGGCCAACUAUGUUUUUUUUAUUUCUCGCCUGAAGCGAGGGCUUUAUUUGCGCAUGGAACGUUAUGCCGAUUUGGCGCGGUAUCGUCAAUUUUUGCUUGGCGGGCUACGUGAGCGGUACGUGCAGGAGCGUCUUUUUCUUUUGCAUGAUUGGUACGCUUUAGAGGCUGAAGGAAAUCACAGUGGUGGUGGUGGCCAUCGCGGUAGCAAUCGCACCGACACCGCAUCUCACAUGCGUCUCGUUGAGGAACGGAUGGACCAACUGGACACAGUUAUUGACCGGCUGAAGACGCAUGCGGCAAUUAUCGAACACAAUACGAACAUUCACGAAAUUAAGCUGCAGCGAUGCCGAGGCGUCUUGGAGAAGUUGCCUCUGUGCGAAUUGGGUGACCCUUCCCCGCUUUCAGGUGAUGCGGUGGUGACAUGCUGGUUGCUUCUGGCGGAGCGGAUACUUGAAGUUGUAGCGCGCCUUCAGUCUGUUGUUUUUUCAAUGGAGGCACCAAGUGAUACAGAUGGUACUGGCGUGGAUGCCAUGGGAGUGAUGGGUGAAGAAAAGGGUGCCAUAUACACGGAGCACAUGAAGCUGCUUCGGCGGGAGUUGUGGCGUUCGUCUGGGCGAAGUCUUUUGCGUCAUUUUCGUUUGGAGGAACUGCGUGAAACCGCAAGAAGGCUUUCCCGUCAACAUGAAUUGACGUUAAAUGGCUGCGACAACAACAACAGUAGCAGAGUAUCGAACGGCAAUGCACCGAAACGAAUAAUGGCCAAUUCGAUGUCUGUGGCAGAUGUCUCUGACUCUCACGGCAACGCUGACGAAGAUGGUGUCAUGCCGGAGAACAGUGACGAGUUAUCACUUCUGCAGCCAGCGGUUGAUUUAACGUCAGCAUCGAAGGACACGAUUUGGAUGGAAAAGCUGCUGCUUUCUAUUCUUGCACCGAUAACGGGGGAGCGUAAUUUCGAUGUGGACGAGGCGGUGGUGAUGACUGAUAAAAGUGCAGCGGUUUGCUCUCCGGUGUCUUACAACGCACUUCGAGAACGACUGCAGAAGGCAUACGCCUGA
Messenger RNA from Trypanosoma cruzi, 2916 nucleotides. RefSeq lists its product as uncharacterized. Lineage: Eukaryota; Euglenozoa; Kinetoplastea; Trypanosomatida; Trypanosomatidae. The transcript has a single exon. The record is from RefSeq and is a predicted model, not a curated record. Gene Ontology annotation, molecular function: protein binding. Bases 1 to 2916 code for a protein of 971 amino acids.